AUGAAGGUCUACCAUCUCUUGCUGGCCGGAGUCUCUGUUGCAUCCGCCAUUGUAGUACCCAAUGAACAGGUCCUUGGCGAUCCUGCCAUUGACAGUGACGAGGAUGCCUCUUCCUCCGUUAACCUUCUUUCCCUGUUUGAAGACGGCAUCAGGAAGGCAAUAAAUGACAAUUGGAACACCAUAUAUGAUGCUCUAUCCUCGGGGGUUGAGUCGGAUGCUGCGAGUUCCGACCUCCGCGAGGUCUACACAAGUACCUUUGACGAUGCUGAUGAUAGAUGGGUUAUUGAUGACUUCGAGUUCGAUAUUGAAGAUAAUAUCUCUGAUGAUGGGCAUGGAAAACGUCCACAUCGGUCUCCUCAUCCUUCUCCGCCGCGUCACGGCCCCUCGAAUCUGACCAUCUACCAGCUCAUUGAACGCAGCAAGCAUACAACUAAGCUAGCUAAACUCGUCGACGAGGACGAAGCACUGGUUGAGCUGCUCAACAGCACUGAUGCUAAUUACACCGUCUUCGCGCCUACGGAUUAUGCGUUCUCCAAGAUCCCCAGACAUGCACCGAAGCCCUCAAAGGAGCUUAUCCGGCACGUGUUACUUUACCACGUAGCUCCUGGUCUCUACCCUACUGCGCGUAUUUUCCACAGUCACACUCUGCCGACGCUCUUCAAUGAGUCGUCCCUGGGAAAAGACCUGCCUCAGAGAGUGGUCGUUCGUGCCGGUCUUCGAGGAUUGAAAGUGAAUUUCCACAGCCGGAUUGUAGCCUCUAAUAUUCCAGCAGUAAAUGGCAUAGUCCACGGCGUAGACACCAUUCUCCUCCCACCCCCUCGAACCUCAACCAUCCUCAACCUCCUCCCUACCGAAUUCAGCACAUUCACACUAGGCCUCACAAAGACGGACCUCCUCCCCCUCCCCGGUCACAAGGGCGGAACAAUAUUCGCUCCCUUAAACUCAGCCUUCAGGAAGCUAGGUCCCCGCGUAAACGCCUUCCUAUUCUCAGAACAUGGCAAGAAGUACCUCCGCGCCCUCCUGAAGUAUCAUCUCUCGCAGAACCAGACCCUUUACUCAGACGUCCUGUACAUGGAAGAUGGCAAGACCAAACCAUUCGGACCCCGCGACUUCGCGCAUAUCGAUCUCCCAACGCUCCUACAGCCGCGCCAUCUAGCUAUCGAUAUCGCUCGAUUCGGUCCCUGGGCUGGCAUCAGGAUCAAUGGUUUCCAACACGUGACGUUUGAGGACGGCAUUGCUUCUGACGGGGUCCUGCAGGUUGUUCGGCGCGUGCUGAUUCCACCGAAACAGGAUGCCCAUGUGGAUGUGGGUGAAGGUGACUGGGUUGACGAUGUGGAAGGGGAAUUGAGCGUUGAGGACUUGGUGGAGCGGCUGGAUCUGAGUCGUUUGGUUGAUGAUUAA
Monascus purpureus is the source of this 1401-nucleotide messenger RNA. Lineage: Eukaryota; Fungi; Ascomycota; Eurotiomycetes; Eurotiales; Aspergillaceae. The record is from the annotation of a GenBank genome assembly.